Chironomus riparius is the source of this 3354-nucleotide messenger RNA. Lineage: Eukaryota; Metazoa; Arthropoda; Insecta; Diptera; Chironomidae. The record is from the annotation of a GenBank genome assembly.
AUCUCGUCAACGCAAUAUGAACGAUAUGUAGCAAAUCCAACUGUAAUUUCACUAGAAAGAGACUACAGAGAAUGGAAUGGAACAUUACCGGCCAUCACAAUUUGUUAUCACAAAAGAAUCGACGAUAAACGAGCGAAAGAAGUGAUUAAAAAGUUGUGGAACUUGUCAGAAACUGACGAUGAUUUUCAAUAUUUUUAUGACUUUAUAAAAACAAUUGUUUAUUUGAAUGAAAGCUUCAAGGAUAUUAAUCAAUUCACAAAUGACAGACGAUUGGAUGACAUUGAUUUGCUAGGACUUGCUAGAGAUGUACAUCCGAUAUUUAACAGUGUUGUGUCUAGUUUUGAUUCAAGUGCUGAAUUUAAACUUAAUGAAGUUAUUACUGAAAAAGGAAUUUGUUAUACCGUGAACUCUGUGUUGUGGCCAUUGAUGAGUACAGGGUGAGUGACAAACGUGCUGAGGUAGCAAUACUUAUUUCUAUUAGUGUCAUCAAAUCAAAUGUCUCAAGAUCAACAAUUGUUUUUAUUUUAUUCACUUUUUAUUCUGAUUCUAAUUAACCUUAACAUUCAUUGUCUACAUCACUGAUAAGACAGCUGCCUUAAUAAUUAAAAUUAAUUAUCAUCUACAUAUGCACAGCUUUCCCGAACUUUUAAUUGGAAUCUUUUUCUUUUCGAGGUUUUAAGGCUUUCUCGGACCAUUCUGAAUAUUUUCAGCAUUAUGUCACAUUCACCGACAUUUUGUCUUAAAUCAACAAUCCUUAAAUUCUUUAGUGCUGUAAAUCUGACGUCAAUGUUUAAAAUUUCAUUAUGUCCAAGGUGAAUUUCCUCAAUUUGCUUGUUGUUCCUGAAUAAUUUGUGUGAGACUUCCUCAAGUAAGUUUCCUUCAGCGAUGAAAAUCUUCAGCCUUGGUGCAUUGCUCAGUAAAUCAGAUGGUAAGUUGUAAAUUUCAUUAUAUCUUAUAUCCAAAAGUUCCAAAUGCGGCAAGUCAUAGAAAAUUUCAUGGCUGAUUUUUCCAAUUUUAUUAAAGCUCAAAUUAAGCUUUUGAAGCUGCCUCAUAUCCAUAAAAUCUCGUCGACGUAGAAACUUAAUUGAAGAUUUUCGAAAUAAGAAGUGCUUCAUACGAGGCAGUGUGGCUCCAAUCCUUGAUGGUAAAUAUUCCGAAAAGUCGUAGUUGUUAAAGUCAGCAAGUUCCAUGUGAUUUAAGUUUGAUUGACGUAUAUUUCUGAUUGACAUUAUUGGAUGUUGAACAUUUUCACGUCGUGGAUUUUGUGAUGGACAAAUGAUUUGUCUGAUUGUUGAAUUGCGUGGAACAUUGCAUGUAAACUCGACUAAUUUUGAGGAAGUCAUUGUAAAUUGAACGGACAAUGCGAGAAGUACAAUGCAAAUUGAUUUCAUUUUAAUAUUGAUUAUUAACUAGCACAAGAUGUAGCUUCACUGAAAACUUGAAUUGAACUGAAUGAAAUCAAUCAAUUAGAAUCUAAUGCAAAUGCAUGGAAAUAAGUCAUUUAUGGUGCAAUUAGAAGCUGAUCUUUAAUUGAUGACACAUUGUUUAAAAACAGGAACGCAUUCAAAAAAUGACAAUUUUCUCCUGAGGAAGGUCAAAGGAAGGUCAAAGGAAGGUCAAAGCAAGGUCCCAAGGCCGAAACCAUCCUAGACAUGUAAGAAACCUUUUUCAAACCAAGGGACGUUUUAAUGGUUUUGGAUCCACAAACUGUGCUACUGUAGCUACUGAAUAAAGCAGUGUUUUCAGUGUUUGCUAAUUUUAAUCGUGACACACCUGGAAUGUUUUGGUGUGCCGCUAAAUAUAGUUUGAGAACCACUGGAAUAAAGAGUCUCUUAUUAUCAUUAUAAAGUUUAACCUGUUCGCACCUAAUUUCUUAAUUCGACUUUUUUGGUUUUACUUUCACAUUUUUGCUUAAUUGACGUCUCAAUGGAGAAGUGGUUCUUAAACUUUUUGGAAUGUGACUGCAAUUCUCUUAAUCUCUCUCUUAAAUUAACUGUGUCGCUGAUUUUAAGCGUUUAUCAUGGAUCGUAGAUUGAGCGACACUGCAUUAGACCUUCUAGAUUCAAUCCCGUUUUAAAUCAAUAAGCAGAAUUUAGUGUCACACAUUCAAGCUGUCUAAUCAAGCAUAAAAUGAAAUUAUCAUCAUAUUAAUUAUUAUAUUUAUAUUUUCAUUAAUUAAACACCAGACAUUUAGUUCAGUUUUUUAUUUAUUAUUAAAUAACGUCAGAAAAGUACGCGAGAAUAAAUAUUACAUUAAAAAUAAGGCAUGGAAACUCACGUUUAAUCCUGAAAAAUCGCAAAAAUCCUAAAAAAUCCUUGAGGCAACAAACAUAAUAAUGUGGAAUCUCUUUUAAAUCCAGAAGUUAUUCAUCAAAUGCAUCAGCAAUUUAAAAGGGACUUCACAUUUUCAUAUUUAUUGGCUCAGGGAUUUUUUAAGGAUUUUUGGGAUUUUUCAGGAUUAAUCCCGAGUUUCAACGUUUUGGUCAAAAUGGAACUUAUCCAUACACAAAGUUGUUUAUAUGAUUGAAAACUGGCCUCAUCUAUUAAGUUGACUGAAUGUUUGAAAUGGAUUUGUCUUAAUAACAAUCUUUGAUUUCCAUUUUAUAAAGGAAAGUGAACCACAACAGCAUCAAUUUGAAUGCUAAGCCACUGUCGUGCUAUUUUCUCAAAAAUCAAUGUUAUAUGAAGCUUGAUGUCUAUGAUCCUACAAUCUUUAUUGCCUUGCAUUCUCCAUUCGAAGUUCCAGCUGAAAAUACACCAUUCUUUGACAUUGGAGUUACAGAUGAAAUUGAAGCUUCUUACAACAUGCUCGAAACUGUAGCAAGUGAUGAGCUCAGAAAACUACGAAUCGCUCAACGGAAAUGCUACUUUAUUGACGAAUCAAGUGACAAUUUGCCAGUUUACAGUUUUAAUGCUUGCAAAAUGAUGUGCCGAGCAAAAACAGCUCUUCGAUUGUGUGGAUGCAAACCUUACUUUUAUCCUUUCUUAAACGGAACAACAUGCACAGCUUUAGGACAUUUAUGCUUGAAUGUGAAUCAUUGGCCGAUUGUUGCAUCUUGUGACUGCUCAAAAACUUGUGUUGAGAUUGUUUACACACAGAAUAGUUUGAAGAAAAUUAAUUGGGCUGUUGAUGGAGGUGUUCCAUUUGCCAGCAAGUCAUCGUUCAGAUAUGAAAUUAUUGCACCUCGAAUGAGAUUGAAGAGAGAUGUCUUGUUCAGCUAUGAAGAUUUGAUUGUAUCAUUUGGUGGAGUUGCAGCAUUGUUUUUAGGACUUAACUUUUGGGGAUUGUCAGAUUUUGCAUUUUAUUUGUUCGCAUCGUUUGUUAAAUAUUUAAUUUUUAAAUUUAAGAAGUAA